GUAUAUCAGGCAGCCCAUACUGUAUAUCAGGCAGCCCAUACUGUAUAUCAGACAGCCCAUGAUGUAUAUCAGACAGCCCAUGCUGUAUAUCAGCCCAUGCUGUAUAUCAGACAGCCCAUACUGUAUAUCAGCCCAUACUGUAUAUCAGCCCAUACUGUAUAUCAGAUAGCCCAUACUGUAUAUCAGGCAGCCCAUGCUGUAUAUCAGGCAGCCCAUACUGUAUAUCAGGGAGCCCAUACAGUAUAUCAGCCCAUACUGUAUAUCAGCCCAUGCUGUAUAUCAGACAGCCCAUACUGUAUAUCAGCCUAUACUGUAUACGCCCAUAAUACUGUAUAUCAGACAGCCCAUACUGUAUAUCAGGCAGCCCAUGCUGUAUAUCAGGCAGCCCAUACUGUAUAUCAGGGAGCCCAUACUGUAUAUCAGGCAGCCCAUGCUGUAUAUCAGGCAGCCCAUAAUGUAUAUCAGACAGCCCAUACUGUAUAUCAGACAGCCCAUGCUGUAUAUCAGGCAGCCCAUACUGUAUAUCAGGCAGCCCAUACUGUAUAUCAGACAGCCCAUACUGUAUAUCAGGCAUCCCAUGCUGUAUAUCAGGCAGCCCAUACUGUAUAUCAGCCCAUACUGUAUAUCAGCCCAUACUGUAUAUCAGGCAGCCCAUCAUGGAUAUCAGGCAGCCCAUACUGUAUAUCAGGCAGCCCAUACUGUAUAUCAGACAGCACAUAUUGUAUAUCAGGCAGCCCAUGCUGUAUAUCAGGCAGCCCAUGCUGUAAAUCAGGCAGCCCAUGCUGUAUAUCAGCCCAUACUGUAUAUCAGGCAGCCCAUACUGUAUAUCAGACAGCCCAUACUGUAUAUCAGCCCAUACUGUAUAUCAGGCAGCCCAUGCUGUAUAUCAGACAGUCCAUACUGUAUAUCAGCCCAUACUGUAUAUCAGGCAGCCCAUGCUGUAUAUCAGACAGCCCAUACUGUAUAUCAGACAGCCCAUACUGUAUAUCAGCCCAUACUGUAUAUCAGGGAGCCCAUACUGUAUAUCAGACAGCCCAUACUGUAUAUCAGACAGCCCAUACUGUAUAUCAGCCCAUACUGUAUAUCAGGCAGCCCAUACUGUGUAUCAGCCCAUACUGUAUAUCAGUCAGCCCAUACUGUAUAUCAGUCAGCCCAUACUGUAUAUCAGGCAGCCCAUACUGUAUAUCAGCCCAUACUGUAUAUCAGGCAGCCCAUACUGUAUAUCAGGCAGCCCAUACUGUAUAUCAGGGAGCCCAUACUGUAUAUCAGGCAGCCCAUACUGUAUAUCAGGCAGCCCAUACUGUAUAUCAGGCAGCCCAUACUGUAUAUCACACAGCCCAUACUGUAUAUCAGGCAGCCCAUACUGUAUAUCAGACAGCCCAUACUGUAUAUCAGCCCAUACUGUAUAUCAGGCAGCCCAUACUGUGUAUCAGACAGCCCAUACUGUAUAUCAGGCCAUACUGUAUAUCAGGCAGCCCAUACUGUAUAUCAGGCAGCCCAUACUGUAUAUCAGCCCAUACUGUAUAUCAGCCCAUACUGUAUAUCAGGCCAUACUGUAUAUCAGCCCAUACUGUAUAUCAGGCCAUACUGUAUAUCAGGGUGCCCAUACUGUAUAUCAGACAGCACAUACUGUAUAUCAGGGAGCCCAUACUGUAUAUCAGACAGCCCAUACUGUAUAUCAGCCCAUACUGUAUAUCAGACAGCCCAUACUGUAUAUCAGCCCAUACUGUAUAUCAUGCAGCCCAUACUGUAUAUCAGACAGCCCAUACUGUAUAUCAGCCCAUACUGUAUAUCAGGGUGCCCAUACUGUAUAUCAGACAGCACAUACUGUAUAUCAGGGAGCCCAUACUGUAUAUCAGACAGCCCAUACUGUAUAUCAGCCCAUACUGUAUAUCAGGCAGCCCAUACUGUAUAUCAGACAGCACAUACUGUAUAUCAGGCAGCCCAUACUGUAUAUCAGACAGCCCAUACUCUAUAUCAGGCAGACAAUGCUGUGUAUCAGACAGCCCAUGCUGUAUAUCAGGCAGCCCAUAAUGUAUAUCAGACAGCCCAUACUGUAUAUCAGGGAGCCCAUACUGUAUAUCAGGGAGCCCAUACUGUAUAUCAGGCAGCCCAUACUGUAUAUCAGACAGCCCAUACUGUAUAUCAGGCAGCCCAUGCUGUAUAUCAGCCCAUACUGUAUAUCAGACAGCCCAUACUGUAUAUCAGACAGCCCAUGCUGUAUAUCAGACAGCCCAUGCUGUAUAUCAGACAGCCCAUACUGUAUAUCAGGCAGCCCAUACUGUAUAUCAGACAGCCCAUACUGUAUAUCAGCCCAUACUGUAUAUCAGACAGCACAUACUGUAUAUCAGGCAGCCCAUACUGUAUAUCAGACAGCCCAUACUGUAUAUCAGACAGCACAUACUGUAUAUCAGGCAGCCCAUGCUGUAUAUCAGACAGCCCAUGCUGUAUAUCAGGCAGCCCAUGCUGUAUAUCAGGCAGCCCAUAAUGUAUAUCAGACAGCCCAUGCUGUAUAUCAGGGAGCCCAUACUGUAUAUCAGGCAGCCCAUAAUGUAUAUCAGACAGCCCAUACUGUAUAUCAGACUGCCCAUGCUGUAUAUCAGGCAGCCCAUACUGUAUAUCAGACAGCCCAUACUGUAUAUCAGACAGCACAUACUGUAUAUCAGGCCAUACUGUAUAUCAGACAGCCCAUACUGUAUAUCAGCCCAUACUGUAUAUCAGCCCAUACUGUAUAUCAGGCAGCCCAUGCUGUAUAUCAGGGAGCCCAUGCUGCUGUGUAUCAGCCCAUACUGUAUAUCAGGCAGCCCAUACUGUAUAUCAGACAGCCCAUACUGUAUAUCAGACAGCCCAUACUGUAUAUAUCAGACAGCCCAUACUGUAUAUCAGGCAGCCCAUGCUGUAUAUCAGGGAGCCCAUGCUGUAUAUCAGGGAGCCCAUGCUGUAUAUCAGACAGCCCAUACUGUAUAUCAGGCAGCCCAUGCUGUAUAUCAGCCCAUACUGUAUAUCAGACAGCCCAUACUGUAUAUCAGACAGCACAUACUGUAUAUCAGGCAGCCCAUGCUGUAUAUCAGACAGCCCAUGCUGUAUAUCAGACAGCACAUACUGUAUAUCAGGCAGCCCAUACUGUAUAUCAGACAGCCCAUACUGUAUAUCAGACAGCCCAUGCUGUAUAUCAGGCAGCCCAUACUGUAUAUCAGGCAGCCCAUACUGUAUAUCAGCCCAUACUGUAUAUCAGCCAGCCCAUACUGUAUAUCAGACAGCACAUACUGUAUAUCAGGCAGCCUGUGGCAGAAGCAGCCACAAGGGACUGUACCUGCAUUAUUAUUCCCUUGUAUUUGUCCUAA
Pelobates cultripes (western spadefoot toad) is the source of this 3344-nucleotide messenger RNA. NCBI's taxonomy places the organism in Eukaryota, Metazoa, Chordata, Amphibia, Anura, Pelobatidae. The record is from the annotation of a GenBank genome assembly.